Phalacrocorax carbo (great cormorant) is the source of this 869-nucleotide messenger RNA. Lineage: Eukaryota; Metazoa; Chordata; Aves; Suliformes; Phalacrocoracidae. The record is from RefSeq and is a predicted model, not a curated record.
CCAUCUUCCCGCCAGCCCGCCCCCCCCUCGGCCCCCCCCAGCCCUCCCCCUACGGCGGCCGGCGCGGGCCAGGCCCCGCGGUUCCCUUCCGCCGCGCGGCCCGGGAAGCGGCGGCCGCUGCUCCGCCAUGGGGCUCCGGCGCGGGGGCGCGGCCCGGGGGGGCGCCGGGACCGGCCCGGGGCCGCGGCUGGAGCCCGACGCCGCCGGGUAUUUCCGACGGGCCCUGGAGACGCUGCGGGAGGGGCUGAGCCCCGAGGAGCUCGCCCUGUUUGCCCCCAACGUGCUGGCGGAGGCAGCGGCAGCGGGGCCGGGGGUGGCCCUGGACCCGGGGGGGUCGCGGGUGCUGCAGGCGCUGCUGCCCCACGCCCCCCUCGCGGUGCUGGGGGUGCUCCUGCCCCCCUUGGUGGGGGGAGGGCUGGGGGGGGCGGCAGGGCACCCGCUGGGGGCUCGGGUGCUGGAGGCCGCCCUGGGGAGGGUGCUGCCCGCCCUGGGGGAGGCCGUGGGGCAGGUGGAAGGAGCCGUGGGGCAGGUGGAAGGAGCCGUGGGGCAGGUGGAGGGAGCCGUGGGGCAGCUGGCGGCGGUGGUGAGGGACGACCUGGUGGCCUUCGCGCGGCACCCAGCCGGCAGCUUCGUGGUGCGGGCGCUGCUGCGGGUGCUGGGGGGCGUCCCGGGGGCAGGGGUGCCCCAGCUGUCUCUGGGAGGGGCGGAGCUGAAGGCCAAGGGGGCGGAGCCAAAGACCGAGGGGGUGGAGCUUCCACCCUCCUUCCCGCCCCUCCUGACGCAAUUGGCUGAGGCGUUUGAGGAGCACCUGGGCUGUGAGUGUUGGGGGGGAUGGGGGGCCUCCCCCCCUCGGUCUCCCCCCCCUCCUC